Messenger RNA from Sclerotinia trifoliorum, 1256 nucleotides. Lineage: Eukaryota; Fungi; Ascomycota; Leotiomycetes; Helotiales; Sclerotiniaceae. The record is from the annotation of a GenBank genome assembly.
CAAUAAAUCACAAUUUAAAUAUUUGAACCUUUCAAAUCUCUCAAGAAAAUAAAAAUCAAUAUAAAUCUUUACAAAAACCCAGGGUUCCAGAGGCGCAGACAGACCACUGCAUUAAACAAAUAAAAAGCCACACACAAGGCCCGAGUCCCGAUGACGAACCACCUGCAUCAGCUUCGCCCGGGAACAGAGAAAGACAUCUGAUUUCGCAUAAAACCAGCCCUUCAAUCAUCCUUCCCUUUCUUCCUACCAAAAACAAUUCUCUAACCCUACGAAACAUUACACAUUACAUACUUAGGUAUCACGUACAUUUAUUUAUUCAUCAACAGAAAUCAAAAGAUGUGCUCAUCCGAUAUCUUCCUCGGCUUAAUCGCUAUCCUCUUUCCCCCUCUAGCAGGUAAGCAAGCAUCUCAUCUCAUCUCAUCUCCCACUUUCCCCUUCCUGCAAACCUUUCAGAUGGGUAGAUAGAUACUAUAACCCUCUCACCCUCCCCAACAUCUACCCAUCCAUCCACUAACGCCCAACCCCCCUCUAGUCUGGGUAAAACGCGGCCUAUGCUCCGCGGACUCCCUAAUAAACAUUCUCCUCUGCAUGCUCGGCUUCCUCCCCGGUCUCCUCCACGCCUGGUACAUAAUCGCCAAAUUCCCCGACGAAGACUACAACUACGACCGUAUCCCCGAUGCAGAAGGCGCUCGUGUGGCAUAUGUAGUUGUGCAAGGACCGAGUGGGAGAUCGCAACGCGCGCCGAAGAAUGCGAUAUUGGAGCAUCAUUAUCAACAACAGGGCUAUGGAACCACGGCUCCCAUGGAAGCACCUACGGUUCAGCAGCAGCAGAAUGGUACGUGGACGACGGCUGGUGAGGGUCAGGCGCAGGGUGGAGAGGGGAGUAGUGCUGCGGUGCCUCCUUCAUAUGCGGAGGCUGUUAAGGGGGAUCAUAAGGUUCAGUCCAGGGAUUAGAGGGGUGGUGAUGAGGGUCGCGCAAUGAUCGAUGGGGAUACUAUGAUAUGAAUCGGAGAUGAAGGAUGGAUUACGAAUACCAAGGAAGCUUUGACUAUGGGCAGAUCGAUGCGGACUGGCGCAAUUUGGGUAGGCAUGACGCUUUCAGGUUGUACGCAGGAGUUUUUGAUACUUCGAUUUACUUUCACAUGGCAUGACACCCCAGCAGAAAAACAUGUAUUAGAAAUUUCUUCUCAGCAAUAUCGUGCAUUAUUGAUUAUCCCAUCAAGUUCACUGGGGCUUCAGGCCAACUACCCCAAAUC